CUGACCGACGAGCAGCUUGAGGAGCUUCGCAUCAAGCGCAAGGCCUUUGAAGCAUCCGAGAAAAAGAGAAAUGCCAAAUUCUACAACUCCAUGUCCCUCGCUGUCAUCACCAGUGCCAUCGGAACGUACAUCUUGCUGGGCAUCGACAAGGACCCUAACCACCCCGAUGAUACCCACCACCAGAGGGUCUUGCGAACUCUCGGCAUCAGCACCACCAACAAAGCCAGCCUCACGAUCAGACCCGACGAGAGCAAAAAGUUCCUUCCGGACCCGCUGCCCGAGCCAUACGGUCGCCCGUACACCCUCUUCAUCGAGCUCAAUGACUCUCUCGUCCAUCCCGUUUUCGAUAAAUCCGUGGGCUGGAAGGUUGCUAUCCGUCCUGGUGCCAAGGAUCUCCUGGCCUAUCUUUCUCGCUUCUACGAAGUUGUCAUCUGGACCGACUCUCUCAACUAUGUCGGCGAUCCGAUCAUCCAAGCCCUCGAUCCCUAUCGCUUUGCUUGUUAUCGCCUCUAUCGGGAUGCAACCACCUCUAUUGGCACCGAGUAUGUCAAGGAUCUGAGUGUCACCAACCGCGAUCCGAAAAAGUGUAUCAUUGUUGAUAUCAACCCAAGCGCCUACCAACUCCAGCCUGAAAACGGCAUGCCCCUCCAAAAAUGGAAUGGCGAGAAGGGUGAUGAUGAGCUCAGGAAAUUGUCGGCUUUCCUUGACGAGCUCGCUUUCCUGGGCAUGAUGCUUCAGAUCGAGGACCUUAGACCCCUUUUGAAGCAGAUCCGCGCUGCGGGACCCAGCAAUAUUGGCGAUGCCUGGUCGGCCCACAAGGAGUGGAUGCGCGGCGAAUUCGACAAGCUUCUCCCUCCUCCCCCCGCCUCAGGGAUCAGCGGAGUCACGGCCGCUCUCUUUGGACGCUCGUUCACGCCCCAGACCACACCAAAUGUCAUCAGUCAGAUCGAAAUGUUGGCCAAGCAGGAGCGCCAGGCCUUCGAGAAGGACAAGGUCGAGAUGGAGAAGCAGCUUGCCGAUGCUAUGAAGGAACAGGAGAAGCAGAUGAACGAGCACAUGGAGAAGCUGAAAGACGGCAACUACAAGUUCUUUGACUAUCUGUCCGGCUCUGUGCCGAUGCCUGGUCAGCCGCAGCAAGGCAACUGAGCGCCGCUGUCGUGCCCUUGCAUUGGCUUGGGCUCUAUCGUGGCAGCCGUGUGCCCGCUCCCUCCCGCUCACCGACCCCCUCCCUGUGUUUCUUGACACCACCCACGUCCCGUAUCGGUUCCUUGCCCUGUCUGAAACAGUUGAGGAAGAGACCAGCAUCUUUAAAUUGCACCGCUCGCAUCUUCGCAUAUUUUUGUAUCACUGUGUUUGAUCUCGAUAUAGCGGCAUCUUUUCUGCAUGAAAGGGGCGCCACAAGGGUCAAAAUCACCACAGUUACCCCGAUCGCCCGCGCAAAUGUAACAGAGAGAAUAUCGCAACACUUGGGUAGCAUUGGCACCGCGGCUUUGGAUGGGAUGCACCAACUCCACCCACUGGGUGGAGUCGUGGGAGUCAACGAUGCAACUUCUCGCUGCGACAUGCGGAUUCAUGAUCCGGAGAAGUGGUCGUUGCCCCAAACGCCGUAACGAGGAGUAUCAGCUCCGCCGGAAUACCCAG
Molecule: messenger RNA, 1641 nt
Organism: Polychytrium aggregatum
Lineage: Eukaryota; Fungi; Chytridiomycota; Chytridiomycetes; Polychytriales
Product: HAD-like domain-containing protein
Exons: 5
Coding region: 91-1146 (351 amino acids)
Molecular function (GO): phosphoprotein phosphatase activity
Source: RefSeq, a predicted model, not a curated record